Messenger RNA from Somion occarium, 2245 nucleotides. Lineage: Eukaryota; Fungi; Basidiomycota; Agaricomycetes; Polyporales; Cerrenaceae. The record is from the annotation of a GenBank genome assembly.
GUGCAGUUUUGUUGAGGCUCACCAAGUCAGAGUGGUACAGUACACUGUCGGAGGUAAGUACUCCACAAACUCUCCUUGAAUUCACUACCUAGUAGGAUGAACUGAUAUCUUUUCUCCGAACCAUCUGUCUUUGAUUCGUCAUUGUUAGUCAUUCCUUCCGUUUGAUUGCGCUCGUGUUCACGAGAAUUCAAGGCUGCCUACGACGCCUUGUACGUAUGCUAUAAUCCUAUUAUUGGCGACUGCAUGACCGGUGGCUCUAGCCUUCGCCUCUACAAUCGACUCAAAAUCAUGUCAGCCAUUUCUUCGGCUUACGAGAACUGGUCCAAAGAAGACCUCAUCGCCCGUCUUCGACAACUCGACCAACUACAGACCCACCGCAGGCCUCCACAUGAACACCCUAUCAAACGCCAUACUGAACCCUUCGACUUUGCUGCACAUCCAAAACGCAAGAUCGCACUCAAGUUCUGUUACCAUGGACAACAUUUUAGUGGAAUGGAGUUCCAAAUGACUCCAACACAACUUCCGACGGUGGAAGGAGUACUGUUUAGUGCUUUGGCGUAUGCGCGGUUGGUGGAUCCGCAUGGUGGUUUGGAGGGUUGUGGAUGGGAGAGGUGUGGGAGGACGGAUAGAGGUGUGAGUGCUGCUCAGCAGGUGGUUAGUUUAUGGGUGCGCAGUGCGAUCGGGGACAAGGAGCUUCCCUCCGAAGACAAGGCUCAACUUGAAGAAGUCUCCUCCUCGAGCUCCCUUGAACCAUCAAAAAAUGAGGAUGGACUAGGCCUGGUAGGUGACUUGGACUUCGUGGGUGAUUGGGAUGAGCCCCCGACGAAUAGUGGUCGAAGGACUCCACCAAAAGAACCUUCGGAACUCAGAUAUGUCGCGUUGCUAAACAACAUCCUUCCACCUACGAUUCGAAUCAUUGCCUGGUCACCUGUAUCUCCGAAUUUCUCUGCUCGUUUCAACUGUCAACAUCGACACUACAAGUAUUUCUUCACUUCUGACGGAUUGGACAUCGAAGCGAUGCAAGAUGCUGCUUCGAGGCUCGUCGGCGAACAUGAUUUCCGGAAUAUGUGCAAGAUGGACCCGAGGAAACAAUUGACGCAUUUCGUGAGGAAGGUCAAAAGGGCUACUAUAUCGCCUAUCUCGAAUGGCCUUGCUCCUACUACGAAUAUGUAUGUGUUCGACUUGAUCGGGUCGGCGUUCUUGUACAAUCAAGUCCGACAUAUCAUGGCCUUGCUGUUUCUCGUCGGUGCUCACCUCGAACAGCCAUCUAUCAUCAACGCUCUCAUGAAUACCGACCCAAACAGCCCUCUCUCGCCUUUCCGACCAGACGAAUCUGCGCCUUCCCUAGUUCUCACAAAGCCGGACUACCAAAUGGCUGAUCCACUUCCGCUGGUACUAUGGGACAGUGCGUACGAGGAUAGUCUGCUCAACUGGCAAGUCGAACCAGACGAACAACUUUCCGAAUCCUCCACAAGCGAAUCUAAACCAGGUCUCUCCUCACGAGACCUCUCAGCUAAACUCUACGACAUCAUGCACUCUCUCUACACCCGUUCACUCAUCCAAACCACACUUGACGCUCACUUUCUCAGUGUAGUAUCGCAGUACCACACCCCGUCUCCGAGGUACCUUCCACUGGGUGCCCCAGGGACUCAACCUAUACCUUCGGGCGGGACGUUUGGGUAUCCUUUGGGAGGGGCGUCGUAUAAGAGGGGAUCGAAGUAUGUUCCCGUGCUUGAGAGGCCGAGGAUGGCUAGUGCGGAGGAAGUUAACGAGAGAUGGAGGCUUGGAAGAGGUAGGAAGCAAUGGGAAAGGAGGUUGGAGAAGAGAGCGGCUUAUGAAGCUCGUUCUGGUACGAGUACCCCGGGAGAUGAAGCUACUCCAAGUCCCAGUGCGGAUGUUGACGAAUAGAUGAUCACUCCCAAGGAUAUCACUUGUGAUAGGUGCAAUACUGAUGUUUACACGAUGUUCUGCACAGGCGACUACAAGUUAUCGUACACACUUCGGGCGUUAUAAUACUUGCGUACUCUAGAACUCCUGAAAUAUCUUACAAUGGCUCAAGGGUCAGUGACUCUUGAUCCCUAUUAUCAAGGAUAUCAUAAUGGCCCGGGCUGCAAUAUUGCGUAAACUGAAUGUCAGUAUGAUUGGCACGGUAGAUGGAGGAAACCGAACCAUACCGGUAUAAUAGAGUGAUAGGAUCUUCAGGUUCCGGUGCAUUCUCGAAUUGUACAAAGUCAACGUCGAUCUC